Ylistrum balloti is the source of this 2099-nucleotide messenger RNA. Its product is annotated as protein BANP-like. Gene Ontology annotation, biological process: protein localization to nucleus; negative regulation of protein catabolic process. The record is from RefSeq and is a predicted model, not a curated record. Bases 84 to 1490 code for a protein of 468 amino acids. NCBI's taxonomy places the organism in Eukaryota, Metazoa, Mollusca, Bivalvia, Pectinida, Pectinidae. The transcript has 11 exons. Gene Ontology annotation, molecular function: DNA binding.
ACGCCAUUAUCGUUCCCCGAGACACAGACGUGAUUUCGUGAAAAUUUUUGAGUAGUAAAGCGCCAAAGCAGAAAACAUACAAAAUGGCCACAGAUGAUCCAGGGGCAGACGACUUGACAAUUACGUCUCAGACAGGUAUGGUUGUUGACACUAUCACUCUAUCUGAUGGGGUACAGAACAUGGGAGACCAAGGAAUCAUCAGUGUUACAGUGGAUGCUUCGUCACUCCAUGGCAUUCCAGGACUUACAACACAUACAGGCAUUGAUGCUGCAGACAGUGAUGAACAUGACCCCCGGGAUGAGGAGCCUCAAUCUAAAAGACAGAAGACAGAUGGUAUAGCUCUAGCCAGUAGUAACGUCAAUGUCAACAAUAACAUCAAUCACGACCAGUCCAUAAAGCAACUACUCUUCACAAUAAAUAAGGCAAUAUGUAUGAGGCUUGAUGGGAUUGAAAACAGCAUAGAAAUCUUGAACGGCCGUACAAAGUACUUAGAAGAGAAAGUGGAAGAGCUGAUUCAGACAUCUAAACAAAAUAAUGGUGUUUUAUCAAACAGUACCCUGGUAUCUCCAAACAACAAUAGGAAGGGAGCCGUGAUUGUUGGACUGCCUCAGGGAAGCAAUAAAGUCGAUAAUACAGGCCCUGGUGUAAACAAUGGUGAUGGUAUACAGAACAUGGGACUUGGACCAAAUGUAACUCUUAUAACCCUUAACUCUGAAGAGGAUUAUCCACAAGGUACAUGGUUAGGAGAUGAGAACAAUCCAGAAAUGAGAGUAAGAGUGCCAAUAACACCAAGUGACCUUCUUCAUGUACAUUCGAACUGCCGAACAGCAGAAAAAAUGGCAUUGACCAUGCUUGAUUACCUAUUUGAUAGAGAAACACAAGCAUCCUCUAAUCUGUCUGGCAUGGGCAAACAUGGCAAAAGACAACUAGAUCCUCUUAUGAUCUAUGGUAUCAGAUGUCAUCUUAUACAUAGAUUUGGUAUCAAUGAAGCAGACUGGCAUCGUAUUAAACAAAAUGUAGACUCUAAAUGUAGAACAGCAUUUCGUCGGAAACAAAAAGGAAUGCCACUUACGGUGAAGGCAUUCCGUGGAAAAUCUACCCCUACCUAUAUACAAGUUGGACAGGAUGAAAUGGGCAGUGACGAGGACUCGCUGCAGGAUGCAGAACUACAUAUACACCAGGGACAGUUGGAUUUAAAACAAACUAUGGCUGCCAUGCAGACAGAGGGCUUACCGCCAGGAGAGAUUCAGAUACUGCAUGCCACCCCUGAACAGAUAUCUCAACUACAACAGGCUCACCAUAUACAAAUACUACAGGGUGACCAAGUUAUCCAAGUCCCUAUGCCUAUGAACCCAUCAGAUGAUGGGCUCCAGGUGGCAGUGUCAUUGCCUCAGUCAGAUAGUGUGCGGGUCGCAACAGUGACGACAGACGAUGGUGAAGUUGUACAACUUGCUCAGGUUGAUCCUGUAGUGGCUGACCAAACAAGCUGAAACAAUCACCGAUAAAUACACUUGACUUUUACCAUAGUGCUUGUUGUAUUUCUCUCUGUUAGUCAUCAUGUAAAAUGACUGUGCCUGGAAGAAUGUUUCAGAAAUCGCCCAUCACCAUCACUUGCAUAGAAUGGGAAUGCACAUAUAAGUAUAAAAAUAUAUAGAUAAUUUAUGAAUUACUUGAAUUUGAGUAUCUUUUGUUGUUACUGAAUAUCAUGGCAUUUAUAGUAUUAGCUUGUGAAAUCAGUAAGAAACAAUUUUUAUUUGAUUUAUGAAAUACAUAUUCAUAACAAACAUGCUGUCUUAGUACAGACCUUCAAAUUUCAUGUCAAAAAAACAAAUUUAACAUUGAGUGAAUUUGUAUAUCCAAGAUUCAAUAACAUGUUACCAGAAAUAUCAAAAUGUUUCAGGUAAUACUUGCAUCAUCUUUGAAAAAAGACAAUAAUUAGAGAAACUUCAUUAAAAAAAGAUAAAAAAUUCAAUACAAUUUGUAUAAUAAUUCUUAACAAGAAUUUUACAUUUUUAUAUAAACCACAGACUUAUAUAGAAGUCUGUAAAUAUACAGACAUGAUUGUGCUCCUACAAAGCUCAAUAAACAUGUGAAAACAA